AUGUUAAGCAGAGCAUUCAGAGGAGCAGUACAGGUACCACGUAUCGCCAGCCGUGCGUACGCUAGUGAGGCCGGCGCAGCUGAUAAGUUAAAGUUGAAGUUUGCGCUCCCUCAUGAGACGCUUUAUCAAGAUAAGGAAGUUAUCCAAGUUAGCGUACCAGCAGAAACUGGUGAAAUGGGUAUCUUAUCACAUCACGUACCUUCCGUAGAAGCACUCAAGAGCGGUGUCGUUGAGGUUAUUGAGGCAGCAGGACAAUCAAAGAAGUACUUCAUCUCUUCUGGAUUCGCUAGUGUUCACCCUAACAACACAUUGACUAUCAAUGCCGUUGAAGCAUUCGAGUUGAGUGCAUUUGACAAAUCAGCUAUCAAACAAGGUAUCCAAGACGCACAAAAGUUGAAGGCGUCAGGCUCAGAGGUGGAGAAGGCAGAGGCAGAGAUUGAAUUAGACGUUUACUCAGAAUUAGAGGCAGCUUUAAAGUAA
Molecule: messenger RNA, 480 nt
Organism: Wallemia mellicola CBS 633.66
Lineage: Eukaryota; Fungi; Basidiomycota; Wallemiomycetes; Wallemiales; Wallemiaceae
Product: putative ATP synthase delta chain mitochondrial precursor
Exons: 3
Coding region: 1-480 (159 amino acids)
Biological process (GO): proton motive force-driven ATP synthesis
Molecular function (GO): proton-transporting ATP synthase activity, rotational mechanism
Source: RefSeq, a predicted model, not a curated record